Messenger RNA from Phoenix dactylifera (date palm), 3372 nucleotides. It is a transcript of the gene PAA1, whose product is annotated as P-type ATP-ase 1. Gene Ontology annotation, cellular component: membrane. The record is from RefSeq and is a predicted model, not a curated record. Gene Ontology annotation, molecular function: P-type divalent copper transporter activity; ATP hydrolysis activity; ATP binding. NCBI's taxonomy places the organism in Eukaryota, Viridiplantae, Streptophyta, Magnoliopsida, Arecales, Arecaceae. Gene Ontology annotation, biological process: copper ion homeostasis; monoatomic cation transport.
UUACAAAACGUGGCACCGCAGUGCUACCUACCUACCCAGAACUGGAGGCUACAACCACGGCUAGAGGCGUGUCGGCAAGGAAAAGCUGGGAGAAGAAGAACGGAGAGAAUAAUGGAGUCCGCCGCCAGUCUUCCCACAAUCCCCCUCCUCGCCUUCUCCAAGACUCUCAAAUUCUCCUCCAAACCCUGCCUCCGCCGCCCCCUCCCGCCGCCUUCUCCCCUUAACCGGCGGAGCUUUUCCGCCGGGAAGGUCAGAUGCUUCGGAAACCUCGAUCCCCAGAGGUCCAGGGAGCUCUUUUUGAUGUCAUUUGCUGGAUCUUUUCUGCGGAAUUAUCCUCCCCUGGCGACGGUAUCUCGUGGAUUGGCAUCCCUGUCGAGCUCUGCGGCCUUGUCUGGUGCCAGUGGAGGCGGCGAUGGGCUCGGGGGAGGUGGUACCGGCGGCCGCGGCGGCGGAGGAUCAAGCGGCGAGGAAAGAGGAUUGAAAGUUCUUGCCGGGGAAUCCGGUGAGGUCACGUCUUCUGGAUCGGAUGCCAUAAUUCUUGAUGUUGGAGGAAUGUCCUGUGGUGGAUGUGCUGCGAGCGUGAAACGCAUUUUGGAAAGCCAACCUCAGGUGUCCGCAGCAAGUGUCAACCUUGCUACCGAGACCGCAAUUGUUUGGGCUGUACCUGAAGUUAAGGCUACAGAGAACUGGAAACAGCAAUUGGGAGAAAAACUUGCAGGUCACUUGACAACUUCUGGAUUUAAGUCCAACCUUCGAGAUACUUCAAAAGAGGACUUGUAUAGAGUGUUUGAAAAGAAGAUGGAUGAAAAGCUUCAACGUUUGAAAGAAAGUGGUCAAGAGCUUGUUGUCUCGUGGGCAUUAUGUGCUGUAUGCCUUUUGGGACACAUUGCUCAUUUUUUUGGAGCUAAUGCCUCCUCGUGGUUGCAUACAUUCCAUUCGACUGGAUUUCAUCUGUCGCUCUCAUUAAUGACAUUUGUUGGCCCAGGCCGCAAACUUAUUUUUGAUGGAUUGAAGAGUUUGCUCAAGGGAUCUCCAAACAUGAAUACUUUAGUUGGUUUAGGUGCUUUAUCAUCAUUUUUGGUCAGUUCCAUAGCAGCUUUCAUGCCCAAGCUGGGAUGGAAGACAUUUUUUGAGGAACCAAUAAUGCUAAUAGCAUUUGUCCUUUUAGGGAAGAAUCUUGAACAGAGAGCGAAGCUAAAAGCUACCAGUGACAUGAGUGGACUUCUGAAUAUUCUCCCAACAAAGGCUCGCCUCAUGGUUGACAGUGAUGCUGAACAGCUGUCUUCAGUUGUUGAGGUUCCUUGUAGAAACCUUACCAUUGGAGACCGUAUUGUUGUUCUUCCGGGGGACCGUGUUCCAGCAGAUGGAAUUGUGAAAGCUGGAAGGAGCACGGUUGAUGAAUCGAGUUUCACUGGGGAGCCCUUGCCAGUGACGAAGCUACCUGGGGCUGAAGUGACAGCAGGAAGCAUUAACUUGAAUGGUACACUUACUGUUGAAGUUAGAAGACCAGGUGGUGAAACAGUUAUGGGAGACAUAGUUCGCUUGGUAGAAGAAGCGCAGACGAGGGAAGCCCCUGUGCAACGUCUGGCUGACAAGGUAGCUGGGCAUUUUACAUAUGGAGUCAUGGCAUUCUCUGCUGCUACGUUUAUGUUCUGGAAUUUGUUUGGUUCACAACUGGUGCCAGCAGCUAUUCAUCAAGGAAGUCCACUUUCUCUGGCUUUGCAUCUUUCCUGUAGUGUUCUGGUUGUUGCAUGUCCAUGCGCACUUGGGCUGGCCACUCCUACUGCUGUGCUGGUUGGAACCUCAUUAGGAGCAACCAGAGGGCUGCUUUUACGUGGUGGAAAUGUCUUAGAAAAAUUUGCAGAAGUUGAUACAGUGGUAUUUGACAAAACAGGGACUUUAACAACUGGAAAGCCUGUGGUGACCAAAAUUUUAGCCUCUCAACAUGACGGAGAUUGGGAUUCAAAGAAUAGUUUAGAUUAUAAAUGGACAGAAGUUGAUAUUUUGAGGUUAGCUGCUGGAGUCGAAUCAAACACAAACCAUCCAGUUGGUAAAUCUAUUGUCGAAGCUGCUUCUGCUGCUAGUUGCCUUAAUGUGAAGGCAACAGAUGGAACAUUCAGGGAGGAACCUGGGUCUGGUGCAGUAGCCACUGUUGAGAAGAAGCAGGUUACUGUUGGGACAUUGAGCUGGCUCAGAAGGCAUGGAGUUGUUCAUAACCCAUUUCCAGAUGCAGAAUUUAUAGAUCAGUCGGUUGUAUACGUAGGAGUAGAUGGUGUCUUAGCUGGAGUUAUUUGCAUUGAGGAUAAGAUAAGGGAAGAUGCCCAUGAAGUUGUUGAAAUUUUGUCUAAGCAAGGAAUUAGCACAUACAUUCUAUCUGGAGACAAAAGGAAUACUGCUGAGCAUGUGGCAUCCAUGGUUGGUAUCCACAAAGACAAGGUGCUUUCUGGAGUCAAACCAGAUGAGAAGAAGAAGUUCAUUGCUGACCUUCAAAACGAUCAGAAAAAGGUGGUUGCAAUGGUUGGUGAUGGCAUCAAUGAUGCUGCUGCUUUGGCUUCAUCAGACGUUGGAAUUGCAAUGGGUGAAGGUGUUGGUGCGGCCAGUGAUGUAUCUUCCAUUGUGCUUAUGGGUAACAGAUUAUCACAGUUGAUUGAUGCUUUGGAGUUGAGCAAACAGACAAUGAGGACUGUGAAGCAAAAUCUAUGGUGGGCAUUUGCGUAUAACAUCGUUGGACUUCCAAUUGCUGCUGGGAUUUUGUUACCUGUAACUGGUACCAUGCUGACACCAUCAAUUGCUGGAGCUUUAAUGGGCUUAAGUUCGGUGGCAGUGAUGACGAACUCACUGCUUUUGAGGCUCAGGUUGGAACCGAAGCAGAAAGAAACCAACAAAUUGCAGCAGGAAACCAUGCUCCGUUCUCUAUCUGAUGUUCUUGUGGAUACAAAUGGUGGUCCAAAGAAAACUUACCCUGCUAAAUGGAGAAAUACCUGAUCCUACAUUUAUGCCGCUCUGCACAUAAGAUGAAGCAUGAGCUACCUGAAGGCCUAUAUCAUGCGAAAUUGGUUGGCAGCGGUAGCUGUGUUGUAGCCCAAACAUGCAGAAGGGAUCCCGAACCUAUCGGUGAAGCUGUUUCAUUCUUGAGAUGAUCGGCAUUAUGCCUUGCUCUGGUCACAUCUGAAGUUCAUUUUUUGGGGGGCUAUGCUUCUUGUCUAAUUGGCCAUCAUUACUUGCAAACCUAACAAUAUGGGUUCACCAUUCCCUUUGUCUUAUGUCUAGCAACCAUUUUUAACAAUUGUUCAGAACAUUUCUUUGUUUCUACCAUCUGUUGGAGAUGAUUAUCAAUAAAAACUGCCAUUAGAUCGGUUUGAUUUUGAAUUA